Messenger RNA from Homarus americanus (American lobster), 1853 nucleotides. RefSeq lists its product as uncharacterized. Lineage: Eukaryota; Metazoa; Arthropoda; Malacostraca; Decapoda; Nephropidae. The coding region runs from base 75 to 854 and encodes 259 amino acids. The record is from RefSeq and is a predicted model, not a curated record. The transcript is spliced from 5 exons.
CAACACUGCAGAGACGUAUAUAAGGCAAGGGUCACAACACAGGAGUCUUAGUGCUAUUUUGAUCUGUGAACAGGAUGCAUCUCUUGGCUGUGUUGGUGAGUGUGGUGGUGGGCACUGCUGUGGCUGCGCCUGACCCAAGGUUCCGCUUUGCCUACUCCAUCCCCACACAUGAGGAACUCGUCCCACAGGCAGGAAUCGCCCCACAGCCAGGAUUCGCCCCACAACUAUGGAGACAGUUCAUGGAUAGGAUCGGUCCUGUCUACACCUACGGAUACGAGUUACCUGGUCGGGUCCACUACGAGAGCAAGGACGGCCAGGGGGUCGUCAAGGGCACCUUCGGCUACACCGACCCCUACAAAUCUCCCGCCGUGUGGAAGUACGUGAGUGACACCAAGUCUGGCUUCCAGGUCGAGAGCGACAGUCCCCAGCAAGUACCACAGUCAGAAGAGUCAGCAGGGCAGAGCGUCGUGCACCAUGUACCACACAGCCAGCCACAGGUGGUGGUGCCUCCCCAGCAGCAAGUGAGGUCCCCCGGCGUGGUAGUAGGAUCUCCUGAACAGGAUGUCGCACUCUUGCCCCUCCUGAAACAGGCUGCCGAGGCUGGGCAGGUCUUGCCAGCUGGCUUUUCACCUUCAGGAACACCCCAAUUCGUGGUGACUCCUGAGCUGGCAGAAGAGGCUGGUGGAGUGUCAGCCUUGGCCUACCGGCUGGGAGCCGUGCCUGUAGCAGCUGUGCACGACGUCCAGGUUAGACCCUCACACUUCAGAAACAACCAGGCAGACUUCUCCCCAGUCCUCGUGCACCAAGAACGGCCCGAGGCAAUCUUCUACACGCUGGAGGUGCCUAUCCAGUAACACAAGUAGACUACAGCAACUCUCCUGAUAGCUACAACACACUUUGAAUAACUGUAUUACCUUGACAGCUUCAGUUAGACAUCUUCCGACAAGUUAUAGGAAUACUCUCAUCAUCGACUCAUGUCAAUAGUAUACCACACGCAGUAUCUAACUGUAUGUGUAUUUCAUUGUGUUUAUAUUUAGGAUGUUGCCAAGGGAAGUAAUGAAUAGUAGAUAACAACACAGUCUUAUUAGGAGCAAAAACAUAUUUCAAUUGUUUAAGACGUGGGUGUUAUACUCACUACAUCACACAUACCUUGCUUGUUGAACUCCGGCGAUCAUUCCAGAUGUAUCAAUGGGUGUCGCAGGCAAAAGAGGGCUAAAUAGUACAAUGCUGUUUUCUAUUGACGCUUGUCUUAUUGUUAGUGGUAAAAAUAUUUCCUAAACGAUUUUUCCUCGCCGCUGGAGUACCCCAGGUUGUUAACAGUUAUGUUUUUUCUUCUUCAAAUGUUAUGAAAUCUCUCCAGGAUGAGGCUAUGGUGGAACAAGUCGCUAGCUCAUAUCUAUUAUUGUUCCUCUACGGCAAAGCUUAUUGGAGGUGGACCCGCAUACCUAAUUCGUUUUAGACAGCUAUUUAUAGCGGAGUUUAGCUUCGUCGGUAGUUUAAAGCUUGCAGAACUGGAGAACUCUCACAUUAGGGGCAAUAGGUAUUUCUCUUUCAUUUUCGUCUUGUAAUGACUUUCAGCACACAGGUGGAUACAAGAGUGAUCAUAGAAAACGAACUACAUACUACAUUGAAGAAAACGGUACAACUAAACCUAAGUGAGAGGGAAGUCUAUUCUGUUUCUUAAAAUAAGACAUUCGUAUUUAUUUUUUUAUUUCUAAUACAUAUAAGUUGUGCUUCGUUCCUGUGUAUUUGUUUUGUUGUGUUCACCUGUUAGUAUGGAUACUUUAAGAACUUACGUUUGGGCAUUGUUAUUGAAGAGAUACAUGUUAUGUUCAAUAAAUGUUCACUUACGC